Molecule: messenger RNA, 1722 nt
Organism: Branchiostoma floridae (Florida lancelet)
Lineage: Eukaryota; Metazoa; Chordata; Leptocardii; Amphioxiformes; Branchiostomatidae
Exons: 4
Coding region: 177-596 (139 amino acids)
Source: RefSeq, a predicted model, not a curated record
ACACAGUAGUAACACAGGACACAUCUGCGGUGUAUGCAAAUUGCAAAAAAACAGUGCAGGGAGUCUUCUCCGUAUUUCGUCCCAUUCUUCCCGCCCGAAGCAAGUCCGUGAAGUAAUCUUGAAGCUGGUAGACUUUUUUGUCAGAAAUCGGGAUAUAUAGAUACUUUACUAAGAAAAUGAAGAGCCUAGCAUCUUGUGGACUGACUUCCAUGCUGCUGACCGCAUGUGCAGUGUUUCUGAUGGCAACGUGCGUGUAUGGGGAGACUGUUAAAGCGCGCCGCCUAGAGGCUCAAGACUGUUCUGCAGAAGCGGGACGCGUUCGGAACAUGCGCAGAUUGAGGAGGGGUACAGAAACAGAGGUAUCGAGGACACGUUCCCAGAUCAGUCGGCUCAUCAGUCGACUCAAAAUGGCGGAAACCAAGAUGGCGGCGCUGCGACACAGAAUGAGCCGUGCCGAGAAGAGCUACAUCUCCUGCGCUUCUGAGGUAAUGGGGGUCGGCAAGAGACGACAACCCCCUCCGGACAAACCGCUGAACGACGGAAUGUACCACCAAGUUUUUGACGAUGGAGUUGUCAUCCCCUGGUAUCAUCGCUAGAUCAGCCUUUGGUGCUGAUGCGGUAUGUGUACGUUAGAGGUUCUCAAACACGUAUUAAACAUUGUAAUUAUAAGAAGAAUAUCAACACUAUCAUUAGGUAUUAAUAUAAUGGGAAUUACCCUGUUCCGAGCGACGAAUAGAAGCUGUUGUGAGAAGCUUAGUUAAUUAGAAGGAAUCCGCCAUCCGGCUUUCUCGAGAUCUGAUAUGUGUUCACGUGACCUGGGAGUUGAUUGACACUUAGGUCACGUGACACGGUGGUUUUGUAGAUGUGUACUAAUUGGAUGUAUUUAACAGUGACGAGUUAUUAGAAGUAUAAUGAAGGCAGCUCGUAAUGAAACGUUUACGUAUUUGGUUAUUAAUACAAUGUUUAUUGUUAAAAAGAAUACACGCAGGUAAUUUUAAGUGAAAAUAUGAUCAUACAUUAACAGUAUAGAAGCUACUUAAUGUGCUGUAAGAUUCCAUUUUAAUUAUCGGUGACGCCUUUGAGUCGGAGACAUUUUAAUGAUUUUGCGAUUGCAUGCUUGUAGGUAGCGGGAAAUUAAGUGUCUCACGUUUUGCGUAAAGUUAGUCUGUAUUAUAAAUAUAAGUAAGUACAAGUACAUAGAUUACGCUUAAUAUUUUUUUUUCAUUUUAAGGGCGAUUGGUAUACACUCAAAAUAGACACUGAGUAGUAGCUAUAGAUUAUAAUUAGCUUAUAUGAAUAGUAGCAUGAACUAAAAACUAUAUUUCUUGUUCAUAAAGAAAAAAAUAUUGAAACUUAUAGAUGCUUAUUUAAACUUCUAAUAAUUGUAAAUAUAAUAUCACCUAAAACAAAAUAUGGUAGUCAUUUUUUGUCUAAUAUAUCAUAUUCGUAUUCCAGAUCCCUUUGUAUGUUGGUAAAAACGGAGCACUAUGGGUAAAGAAUGGGGUGAGAAAAUAGUUGCCAUGACGACAUACCCCGGACCGUACAGUACCCGUUACCAUAGAAAUAUGUCGCUUGCUGCCUGCUUUACCCAUAAUUCAUUUAUCCGGAAUAUUCUCUGGUAUACCAAAUGGAUCGUUACUUUCUAUCAAAGCUCUAUGAGAUAGGUACGGUAUUACAUGUAGAUUAUAAUAAAGCAAAAAAGUAAAACAAAAGAGAAAAAAA